This is a messenger RNA of Aspergillus campestris IBT 28561, 965 nucleotides long. RefSeq names its product N-terminal L-serine N(alpha)-acetyltransferase NAT4. NCBI's taxonomy places the organism in Eukaryota, Fungi, Ascomycota, Eurotiomycetes, Eurotiales, Aspergillaceae. Gene Ontology annotation, molecular function: histone H4 acetyltransferase activity; histone H2A acetyltransferase activity; protein N-terminal-serine acetyltransferase activity. Gene Ontology annotation, cellular component: nucleus. The transcript is spliced from 2 exons. The record is from RefSeq and is a predicted model, not a curated record. Bases 109 to 918 code for a protein of 269 amino acids.
CUCCAACAACCAAUAUACACUCAAAAUUCCAAUUAUCUGCAUUUUAGUUUAGUGGGAUUCGACAAUUGCAUCACGUACUAUACAGUGGAACCAAAAAGAAACAGCAACAUGCCAACCCCAGUCAAGGGAGCCCGAGUAACCAAAGCAAGACGAACGUCUGCCAAAAAGCAGACAAUCAACGAUAGCAAGACAACCACCACCACAAAGGAACCCAAGCCAUUUCCGCUAGUCGAGCGCACCAACCAACUCCCGAUCGACGAGUUUAUCUCGCGUUAUGUGCCCCUGGAGGGCCUCAACUUCGAGUCUCCUCCUCGGACCACUAACGACACCGCGGGAGGGGCUGACGAUGAGUCGGAGAAGUCUCGUCAGGCGUACACUGCAGAGCUGUACACUGCGGAUAAUAUCCCCGCGGAAGAGCUCGAAGCGUGCUUUCAGCUCAUCGAGCAUACUUCGGCUGAGGCGUACCAGAACUCUAGCAUUGGGUGGGCGCCUGUGGCGAAGAAGAAGGAGAUGCGGUUGCCCGAUAUGAGGUAUAUUGUUGUUCGAGGGCGCGAGUCGCCAUCGACUGCCCGCGACGAUGCCGAUGGUGGGAAGGCUAAGGAUCCGUUCGUGGGGUUUCUUUCGUUCAUGGUUACGUAUGAGGAUGGGAAGGAGGUUAUUUACUGCUACGAGGUCCAUAUCAAGCCUGAGGCGCAGCGUCAAGGGCUGGGGCGGUGGUUGUUGCUGGCCUUUGAGGAUGUAGGACGCAGGGUCGGACUGGAGCAGGCGAUGCUGACUUGCUUUUGUUCGAAUGAGGCGGCUGUGCGGUGUUAUAAUGCGCUUGGAUAUGUGGUUGAUGAGUCUUCGCCAAGGCCGCGCCGUUUGCGGAGCGGAGUGGUACAUGAGCCGGACUACAUGAUCUUGUCUAAACGCUUAUGAUCUCGAUGGCUUGGCCGGGUGGCGUGGAUGAUGCAGAUACAUAGUAU